UCCAGACCGGGAUCACAUGACUAGAGUUCACAGGUCACAUGGCUGUAAUAUAUGUGGAUCACGUGACCGGAAGUACGAAACCAGCGGCUUGUAUAGUAUACGGCUUGUCCAAUUACGCACAUGCUAUGCUGGCUAACCUGGUCUGAUGCUGGUGAAACAAAGCAGCAAGAGAACGUCAUGACCUUGUGAGGCAGCUGACUGGAGGGUCCUCUUCAAGCUGGUGGCAUUGUACCACCUGGUGAGGGCUGGGCCUGCUCAUUAACACGGAUGGAAGACUCGGACGACGAUUUUACAGAACUCUGUGCCAAGUUACUGAAAAGGGUGAAGAAGAAGGGAUGGGAAGGAGGUCAAAAAGAAGUGAAAAGCACUGGAGAGGAGGAGUGCACACCCACCGUUAACAAAUCCAGGGAGAAGGGAAAGAAAGCGUCUGGGAAAAGCAGAGCCAAGCCUGGGGAGGAAGCAACUUCGAAGAAGGAGGACUUGGGAUCUUCAGCUGUGCCAGAAAAUGCUCAGGAUGUGCCUACAGGGGGCAUCCAGGGAGGGGAGGAGCAGAGAGGGACCCCCACCACUGGAGACGCUGGAGACGUUAGGGCACCCCCUCCUAGCAGGAGGGGGGAUGCGACUGGGAUCAGUAAAGACACAGGUUGCAGUGGGGCCGUGGGCCCCAGGAUAAAGGAUCUGAUUGUGCAAAGGAUGCAGCAGUUUAAGAGAACUUGCCCGGAGAGGAUGAGACACAAUCGAGCUGAGAUCAAGGAGGAGAAUAUUACCAAAGAGCAAACAGGGGAUGCGGUGGGCCUGUGCCUGCAGGGAGACGAGGCCCUGGCACGAGAGAUCCAGGGCAGCCUGCAGAGGGAGUCUCUCUUGGAGGGGGGGCAGGAGCUAGAAGGGCUUUUCUUCUGCCAGAUAUGCCAGAAAGACCUGUCUGCCAUGAACUCCACUCGCAGGACCCAGCACAUAAACAGGUGUUUGGAUGAGAGUGAAGGGAGCUCUGGCCCUGCAGUCUCCAGGAUCCCAGACUGCCCUAUCUGUGGGAAACACUUCUCCUCCUCCAAGAGCCGGGGGUCCCACCUGAAGCGCUGUGCCUCGGAGAUGGGGAUCCUGCCACAGGUGCUGCUGGAGGCUGUGCAGAGGCAGGCGGCUGAGUCGCAGAGCAGUGGCACAGCGGGCACCGAGGCCAGCGGGCACCCACCAGGUGGGCGCAGGAAGAGGAAAGGCUCGAACAACACAAGGAGGCCUGUGAAGAAACCAAAAACAAAGGCAGAGCCGCUGGAUGAGGACACGAUGAUCGCCAUGGCGAUGUCCCGGUCCAUGCAAGAGCAGGAGACACCAGGCGGGGCUGAGCUGGCUAGCAUGGCCCAGUCUGAGGGGGCUCUGCCCAUUCACUGGAAACCCAAAGCAGAUAAGCGGCGCCGUAAGAAUGGCCCGCCACCCCCUACCCCCCUGCUGCUGGUUCAGGACCCCCAGGCAGCCUUCACAAGGGUGCAGGAGCGGGCAGCUAUUCUGCUGCUCCGGGAGAGAGAGGACAUCCCCAGCACCCCCUCCCUCCCCAUUAGCAAGCUACCAGGGGGCCAAAAACCAGCACAGGGGGACACCAGCACACUGUGGGACCGGAGCGCCUUGUGGGACAAUAACCACUGCUCCCUGCAAUCAUUCUACACCCCAGCACUGGCCCCACCUAUUGAGCCAUGGAAACCAGCCCAGAGCAAAAGCGAGUCUGCAGUUGGCAGCUCAAGUGCAGAGUCCCAAACAACAGAUUGUGUUCCUCCAAGCCCCGCUCUCAUCGGAACGCAGACAGACCCCCUGGUCCGGCCCGAACCACACAGCCAGCCUGCCAGCCAGAACCCUCGAGGAAACCAGACCCUGUGUGACCUGAUGGAGCUGGCUGACGAAGGGCUUACACUUACCCAGUGGGGUCACAGAACUGACUGCAGAGAGGAGCACAGCGUGACACAGAGCACAAGUAAAGACGCAAUGUGCGGUGAUAUCCCACUCAGUGGGUUCGUCCCCUCUCCUGAGAACAGAAGUGUUGGACCAGUCUCACAUAACUCUGUGGCGCUGAGUAAGCUGGCCUCUGACCUUGGCGGGAUGGUAAAUAACCCCCAGCUGAGUGACGUUCAGUUCCAGACAGACUCUGGGGAGGUGCUCUUUGCUCACUCCUUUCUACUGUAUGCACGCUGCCCCCUGAUGGCUCAGGCAGUUCACGAUGAAGGAUUCUCGGUGGAAGAGGAUGGAAUCCCCAAGUCCAGACGUCUGCUGUUAAGUGAGAUGUCGGCAAAGGCAGUGAGUGCUUUCCUACAGUAUCUCUACACAGCACAUACCUCCAUCACAGCUGCCAUCGUUCCAGAACUGCUGGGUCUCGCUGUCAGGUUUGGAGUGGUUGAGCUGGUGGAACUGUGUGAAAGCUACACUGCAGGUGAAGGAAAUUCAACAGAAGAUGCCUGGGCAGGUUCGCAGGGGGAAGAAGAGGAAGGUGGAGAGGAAUGCAGAAAUCGUGACGAGACCUUACAGGAGCUCCUGCGCUCCAUGUGGGUGGACGAGGGGGAGGAAGACGCAGCAGGUUAUCUUGAAGUCAAGCCUGGAGCCCUGGAAGGUGGAGAAAAUGACGACCAAGAUAACAGGGUGGAUGACGAGGAGCUGGAGGAGAUCUACGAGUUUGCCGCCACGCAGAGGAAGGUGGCGGGAGAGUCUGAGGGAGACAGCAGGGAGGACUGUCCAAACACAGAAAGUGAAGAAGACCAGAAUGACCUCGGACAGGAUGAAGACUCCGGCCACCAGAGUGAUGGUAAAAAGCAACCGGAAGCUGUGUGUUGGUUGUCUUCCUCUGAGGAAGAGCAUAACAAGGGUAAUGCUAACCCAGAUGAGCUCAGUGGAAAAUUAGAAGUUAUUGCCCAUCCCAGUAAUGUUUUGUGCCCCAUCAAAGAGGGUUCAGAGAAUGAAGAAGAAGAAACUUUGGAAGACACAGACACUAGUGGGCGCAAGGAAAAGGGAAAUACAACAGAAAACAAAGAAACCUCCCUUUCUGCAGAAGAGAAAGACAGGGUCGUUUUAGCCACACCAGAGUCCAGUACUGAGCAAGACCCCAAUGUGAGCCUGGACAAGAGCUAUGAGAGGAUGUUCUCUGAGUCCUGGGAUGAUUUUAUGGAGCCAUCCCAGCAAAGCACAGAAAUGAGGGAACGAUGCAAAAUAGAACAGGCUAUUAAAAAAGAUGUUAAUCCAGUCAGCUCUGAGCAGUCCCCAGACAGCGACUCAUCAGUGAUUGAUCUCUCAGCCAGCCCCCCUUAUGAUUCUUGUGCUUCCUCUUUUCCCUUGGUGGGCAUGUCUCCCAAAUCCCAAAUCUUUUUGUGUACUUCCCCAGAAAUAUCAGCGGUUCCAGUACUGGGAGUCAGAAGCCCAGGAAAUAAUAUAACCUCCCUUAGCUCUCUUACUGAUCCUCAUGUGGAUACCAAGGUAGAUCAGGGUGGGACCCAAGAGAAUAAAAAUGCUGAAGACCGGCUGACUGAGUCAUUUCACAAACCUAAAGAGGAGUCUCCUAGAAAAGGCACUUCCUUUGGUUUGGGACAGUUGUGUCAUCUGACCCCUGAAAAAACAAACCAUCAGUCUAGAAGUUCACUUCUGUCCCACAUGGACCCCCACCAGCCCUCCCCUGUUUCCAAGCAAGCUGACGUCAUCAUUCUACUUGAUUCAGAUGAAGAAAUUGAGCUUGACCUAAAAGGCAAAGAGUCUAAAUCCUUCUCAAAAGAAGCAAAAGCUUCCUCAUUUGAGUGCUCUCAAAAGGAAAGGAAUGAGGCUGCUGAGCCAGAUGGGAUUGGAUCCAUGGGGCUGAAUAACUCUCUGGAUGGCCGUGGACUGAACCUCAGGCUGAGUAGCGGGAGUGACGUUGGCAAUGAAGAAAGCAUCAACAUGGAGACCUCAUGGAUGGUGCCAGGAACUCCUGCACCCUCCACCAGUGUGAGACAGGGAUCCACACAGAGUUUCCAGGAGAUGCAAGGAAUCGGAGCAAGAAUUAACCUGUUUUCCAAAUCUUAUACAAACGAACCUGGUCUGUUAAAACUGAACCGUUCAACCAAGAUAAGCCACAAGUCAACAGACUCCCAGAGCUCCUUAGAGAUCUCAGGGCUGAACAGGGCUAGCCAUUUCUCAAAACCUCCCAGCACAGAAGUCUUAAAACGUGACAGUUCUAACCAUUCAAAAAGGAAAAGACACAGUUCUGCUGGGUCACGAAGUUCCAUGGAUAUCACAGGCAGCAACGUCUUUUCGAAGGCUACCAGCUGCAGUCAGAUUGCUACACACAGUAGCCCUGAACCUAAGAGAGCCCAAGGAGCCAGUGUAACCAAGGUGUCCCCAAGGAGACAAAAGGAUGCAGGUAGCCCUGUAACUUCCAGUAGUUUUCUAGACCAGUCUUCCCCUGCAUUUGUAGCUCCUCCCAACCAGAUCAGACAGACUAACCUGUGUUCAAAUCCUACUAGUAGUGACUGUGCUCUCUCAAAAAAGGAAUCUCUUGAAACUUCAGCCAAGAUAAUUCAUGGGUCAACAGACUUGUACAAGAGCUCCUUGGAGGUUUCAGAGGUAAAAAGUUUUUCAAAUACCACCAACAACUUAAAACUUGACCUUUCUGAAUGUUCAACCAGGACAAAACAAAGCUCAACAGGGUCACAGAGUUCCCUGGAGAUCAAAGACAACAACCCGUUUUUGAAACCCAGCAGCAGCAGUCAAAUUUCUCUGGCAAAACACAGCAGUCUUGAACCUAAAAAAACUCAAGGAGACAGUGUAAUAUCAGUUCGUCCCAGCAGACACGAGAACGCAGAAAGUCCAGGUAAAGGACACAGCAGCUUCCAUGAUUCCUCUUUACCAGUACCUGCUGUCCCUGAUGCCCAGAUCACAGAUUUUGAUACUGGUGGAUUGCCUCUGGAUCCCACAGCAAUUCAGGAGGCCACGGUGGGAAGACAGCCUCUGAACAGUUCAGUCAUUGAGGUGGAGGACAGUGAGGGUGAAGAGACAAGCCCUCCGCAGGCUGCCGGGAGCUUCUGCCUGGAAGACGAGCCCCCCAUACCCUUCGACAACGAUGCUUGGGGUAUUCCUGGAUUCUACGAGCCAGAUCAGUGGAGCUCCCGAGGUUCAAGCCCUGUUGGGAAUGCGAGUGUUAGAUCAGCAGUCUCUCCGGGUGGAGGUAAGAAGAGGGAGGCUGUAACGCCUCUGAGACCUGCUCUCCCACAUAACGCAUCUUCACCGCUGCCGUGUUCCAUACCUGAUCCCCUCACUCAGGCUGGUCCUUCUGGAGCGGGCCAGCCCGGAUACACGGACUCCAACAUCUGGGAUGAUGAUGAUUGGGAAGAGGCCUCACCAGAGACCCUGCCUCUGUCACAAAGACUGUCUGCCGCAGCACCGGCUCAGCGUGUAAAACAGCUACGAACACCAGUAGCCCCUCGGAAGACAGCCCAAGGCCCUGUGGUGCCUAUCACUCCAAUGCCCACCUAUUCAGACAUGGACACCCCGGACCUGAAGACACGGCUCAAUAGGUAUGGAGUGCGGCCGCUGCCUAAGCGCCAGAUGAUCCUGAAAUUGAAGCAAAUCCAUCAGUACACACACCAGGUGGUCAGCUCUGACUCUGAAGGAGAGGUCCCUUCCUCCCAGCCUCUGCACAGCUCAGUACAGGCCAGUCUGACUCAGCCUAAACCAGCCUCCACCACAGCAGCAAGGAAGCGUAACGCUGCCUCCCAGCCCGUCGCACAUGCUCUGGGUCCUGGCCCUGCCUCUGUGCUGUCCCGGAGCAGCGAGAGGGUGGAUGGGCCCCCUCAGGAGGGGUUUAAGGAUCCAGCAGGGAGAAAGAAGCAGGGAGGGCAGCUCCAUGUGGAGGUGGAGGGGGGGAGCUCUGAUGAGACGGAGCCACUCUCAGCCUCCCAGCGCUCCACGGCUUCUUCAACGGCUGGCAGUGAGGACUCCUUCUCCUCCUCACAGAGGUCUAACCCGGAGGAGCUUGGAUCUUUGGGGGAUGAGGAGGAUGAGGAGGAUGGCGUGCCCUCCUCCCAGGCGGCCGCGCGGACGGCUGCUGCAGGCCGAUCUGAAGCAGGCAGGAAUCAGACUGGGGGCCAGCAAGCUGCUCGACUUCCUGGACUCCAACUGCAUCACCUUCACCACCGCCAAGCCACGUCAGGACUGCACAAGCAGGAGGGGCGGCAGGAGAGGUGGCAGGAGGGGCGGCAGGGGCGGCAGGAGAGGUGCGGGCAAGGGGGCCGGCUCAGGGAUUGGGCUGUCGUCGUGCACAGGCACUUAAAUGCUCCCGGAUCCCAUGUGGCAGGAUUGAAUUUACUUGACCAGUUUUCUAAGUUCCCUCUAGUUGAUUGUUGCAUCGUUCUGGUUUCCCUGAUAUGUUUGCAGUUCAGUAAUUUCAGUUAUUCUAAGAAUCGUCUAUGGGCUUAUCUUCAAACUGACAGCUUUAUGAAAUUUGGCAGUUACUGAGCCACAGCUAUUGCUUCUAGAUUUGCAAUUUCAGCAAAAAUAAAACCAUUAACCAGGCAUUAGUGUGUACACUGACAGGAAUUACUACUGUGAAAACCUAUGGUAUAGAAAAACAAACUAACACACUCCACGCUACUAAUGUACAGCUGUGGCCAAAAGUUUUGUAUCACCUGGAAUUUUAGGAUUGAGACAUCAUUUACAAAAAAAACUAUAUAAACAUAAUUUAGAUCUUUUAUUUAACAUCAUGUAAUCAAAGAAACUACAAAAUUAUAUCACAAAAGUUUACCAGAAGCCAUAAUAGUAGUACAAUAUUUCAUGUUAGAUUUUGAAAUGCCACAUUUUUCAAUUUUUGUCAGUUUUUCAUUAAGUAUGUAGAAAACUCGAAAGCGGUAUGUAAUUCAAUACGUUAACGUAACAUUAUUCAGCAGGUUUCAUUCGACUUCAUAAUGCAAAAUUCAUUAAUUAUAUAGGGCGAUGCAAAACUUUUGGCCAUAGCUGUAGUUUUGAUCAGUUUUUACUUUUCUAAUUUCCCUGGUAGCAUUGUGUAUGUUUGCUGUUUACUGCUUGUACUGUCAGUGCGGUUGCCUGUGUUAGUUUUCAGAUAGUCUUAAUAUUCCUGGUAGAAGGCACGCGCAUUAUUGAAUGCAACACUGUUGACUCAGGUCAGGUCAUGGUUUUGAUACCAUUUUGGGAAAAGUUUCCUAAUUUUUUUAAUUCUGUAUUGGGCAAACCAGCGGUUUAUAAGCAUUGAGGCUUGAGACACAAGGAGAUACUGUGUCUACUGACCAACAUUUACUUCUUGAAUGACUUAUUAAAUAUGCCAGCCAUCAGCAAAAUUUGGUGCUGCGGAUACCUGUCUGCAAGAAACUAAACUAUAAGACCAGCACAACUCUCCUGUCUUUGAAUUAAAGGCAGCGGAUAGAAAUUCCUUUCCGUCACUGCCAGCCAGGGCUGUAUUUGACCCAGUUACCCCCUUUUCCCCAUUGCACAUACCUGUACAUAAGCCAGCCAUACUGUAGUAGCUUCUAUUGCGUCUACCAUUGCAGUGCAUCGACUUAAUUUUGUGUCAGAUUGAUUAUACAGUUUUAAACAGAGUAACUAGAUGGAGUUUGUUUGUUCCUAAAACACAGUGUUGUUUUUAUAUUUUUUGUAGCCUGUACAUUCUGCCAGGCGAUUCUCAAAUCCAAGGGUCCCAGUUCAGUUUACUUUUGAAGCAAUACGGUUUUGGUAAAUUAUAAUUCUAAGUAAUUAACAGCGCAGAUGUGAAGCAGUAUUUUUUUGGGUUGAAUAUCCAGGUCGUUGAUGAUGUGUUAAUUCAACCAGAAUUCAUCUUUUCCUGCAUUCCGGAAGGGAUAAAUAACUUUUUGUGACUCGUUAGGCAGGAGAACUGUAGAUGACUGCUAUUUCAUCCUGAUUUUGACCCCUCUCAUAUUGAACCGUUGGUUUUUCCAUUUACUGAAAAUGUAAAAAGAGUCUUGCAACUUUGCAAUUGACAGACUUACAGUUAGAUAAACUGCAGUUAAUCUGAGAUCCCUGUUUGAAUUGUAUAAAUAAUCAACUGGAAGGAUGGUCUUAUUUGAUUUACGUGUGUGUGGUUUUUUUUUUUACCAACAUUUUUUACCAGCUAAAACAGUUCCUAUCUCUUUCUGCAUGUUGUACCAACUUUGUAUGAAGGUUUAUGAGCUGGACGCAAGCAGAGUCUAGGGUAGGACCUGUAAACUAAUCUCACCUCACAAUACUAAACUCGUGUGGACUUUUAAGCUUUGGUUUUGAAGCCUGGUGUUUAAGGCUCUCAUGUUAGUGUGAUUUUACAAUGACCUUUUCAUUAGUCUAGAUGUUUUAGUAUUAUUUUGUAUGGAAAAAAAACAACUUUUUUUUUACUAGAUAUGUUGAUGGAUUGUGUACAGUAAAUAUCAUCUUUCAUUAAAAUGUAAAGUUGUCAA
Messenger RNA from Acipenser ruthenus (sterlet), 8399 nucleotides. It is a transcript of the gene slx4, whose product is annotated as SLX4 structure-specific endonuclease subunit homolog (S. cerevisiae). Bases 268 to 6456 code for a protein of 2062 amino acids. The transcript is spliced from 16 exons. NCBI's taxonomy places the organism in Eukaryota, Metazoa, Chordata, Actinopteri, Acipenseriformes, Acipenseridae. The record is from RefSeq and is a predicted model, not a curated record. Gene Ontology annotation, molecular function: DNA binding; enzyme binding. Gene Ontology annotation, biological process: interstrand cross-link repair; resolution of meiotic recombination intermediates; meiotic DNA double-strand break processing. Gene Ontology annotation, cellular component: Slx1-Slx4 complex; nucleus.